Molecule: messenger RNA, 3786 nt
Organism: Pseudophryne corroboree (corroboree frog)
Lineage: Eukaryota; Metazoa; Chordata; Amphibia; Anura; Myobatrachidae
Gene: NELL2
Product: neural EGFL like 2
Exons: 20
Coding region: 484-2928 (814 amino acids)
Cellular component (GO): cytoplasm
Molecular function (GO): heparin binding; calcium ion binding; protein kinase C binding
Source: RefSeq, a predicted model, not a curated record
CUGUAAGCACCCUGCUAAGCAGAGAAAUGCUGUGCGCAGUGUGGUCUGAUCAGCUGCUACAAGGACCAAUUGUUCAUACCCUGAGAGGAAAGGCACAUGUCAGCCUGUCCCUGCUCCCCUCCUCCAAAUCCCUGGAGUAGCAAUUAGAGUGCCCUGUUUCAGCAUCUCUCCCAUAUCCAUUGUCUGCAGGAGACCCGAGCUGAGGCUUGCCACAGCCGCCUAGCUCUUCGCUGUUGGAUGUUUUCUGCUGGUGUUGCUCCGGAUUAAAGUCGUCGUGAGGGUGCACUGCAUUUAUUGGGUUAAACCAGUGUUCCUCCUCUCUGCUGGGUCUGCCUGCUCAGGAAUGAUGCGAGCUUUAGGGAAUCCAAGUUGCUGGCUCAUCUGCUGGCUCUCUGUCUUAUGUUAGGAGGAAGCAUCUUCAUUGGGAUCACAGGAGCUUUCUGAGAGCAGAGAGGGAGAUGGACUGAUUGUGUUCCCACCAACAUGGAGUUAAUAGUGGGCAUAAUCUGCGUUAUUGUUUGCCUCAAGACAGUUUCAGGGUUUGGUGUUGACCCCUCCCUGCAGAUUGACAUCCUAGAGGAGCUCCAGCUGGGGGAAGCCACUCCUGGAGUGCAGCAGGUUCCAGGACUUCACAACAGAAGCAAAGCCUUCCUCUUUCAAGAUGGUUCAAGAAGUUUAAAAGCGUCAACAGCCACAUCAGAAAGGCUUCUUCAGAAACUGAAGAAUAAACAUGAAUUUACUAUUUUGUUGACUUUAAAGCAGGCGGCUUUAAAUUCAGGUGUUAUCCUUUCUAUUCAUCAUUCGGAUCACAGGUAUCUUGAGCUAGAAAGUAGUGGCCAUCGAAAUGAGGUCCGAUUGCACUACCGCUCAGGGAAUCAUCGGUCACAAACAGAAGUUUUCCCAUACAUUCUGGCAGACGACAAAUGGCAUAGAUUUUCCUUGGCAAUCAGUGCAUCACACCUGGUUUUACAUGUGGAUUGUAACAAGAUUUAUGAGAGAAUUGUGGAGAAGCCAUACAUGGAUAUUCCAUCAGGCACAUCAUUAUGGGUUGGACAAAGAAAUAUUGCACACGGUUAUUUUAAGGGAAUCAUGCAAGAUCUGCAGAUUGUUAUCAUGCCACAAGGAUUCAUCUCUCAGUGCCCGGAUUUAAAUCGCACAUGUCCGACAUGUAAUGACUUCCAUGGGUUAGUACAGAAAAUUAUGGAGCUUCAAGAUAUCUUGGCAAAAACAUCUGCAAAGCUGUCAAGAGCCGAGCAGAGGAUGAAUAGGCUAGAUCAAUGUUAUUGCGAGAGAUCCUGCACUGUAAAGGGCAGCAUAUACAGAGAGCUGGAGACCUGGACAGACGGCUGUAAGAAGUGUACAUGCAUGAAUGGCACUGUUCAGUGUGAAACAUUAAUAUGCACAGAACCGACUUGUCCAGCUUAUUCUGCACCUGCAUUUGUUCCUGGCAAAUGUUGUAAAGAAUGCCAAUCUGUAUGUGUUUAUCAAGGACAGCUCUAUUUUGUAGAAGAGAAUCAAGCAGUCUAUUCUAGUUCUGGAGUCUGUGCACUGUUCCAAUGCAAGAGCAAUAAAAUGCAACGCACAGAAUAUCCGGAAUGCUUGCCCUUGGCCUGUCCACAAUCACAGCAAAUCACUUUGAAGCACAGCUGUUGCAAAGUUUGUAAAGGUUAUGACUUCUGUUCAGAAGGACAUUCUUGCAUGGAAUACUCUGUCUGCAAAAACCUAGAUGACAAAGCUGUUUGCAUCUGUCGUGAUGGCUUCCGGGCUCUUAGAGAAGACAAUGCAUACUGUGAAGAUAUUGAUGAGUGUGCCGAAGGUCGCCAUUACUGCCGGGAGAACACACUGUGUGUGAAUACACCAGGAUCUUUCAUGUGCAUUUGCCAAACAGGCUACAUCAAAAUUGAUGACUAUUCCUGCACAGAACACAAUGAGUGUGCAACAAAGCAGCAUAGCUGUGAUGAAAAUGCAUUGUGUUUCAAUACAGUGGGUGGGCACCACUGUAUCUGUCAGCCAGGAUACACAGGAAAUGGCACUAUAUGCAAAGCUUUUUGCAAGAAUGCCUGCAGGAAUGGAGGGACUUGUAUUGCUCCUAAUAUGUGCGCAUGUCCACAAGGAUUCACGGGACCAAGCUGCGAAACAGACAUUGAUGAAUGUGCUGAAGGAUUUGUUCAAUGUGACAGCCGUGCUAACUGCAUUAACCUACCAGGCUGGUACCACUGUGAAUGCAGAGACGGCUACCAUGACAAUGGGAUGUUCUCUCUGGGGGGAGAGUCAUGUGAAGACAUUGAUGAAUGUAGUACUGGAAGACACAGUUGCAGUAAUGAUACCGUUUGCUUCAAUUUGGAUGGUGGGUUUGAUUGUCGUUGUCCACAUGGGAAAAACUGUUCUGGUGAUUGUAUACAUGAUGGUAAAAUCAAGCAUAAUGGGCAAAUUUGGGUGCUGGAGAACGAUCGCUGCUCAGUCUGCUCAUGUCAGGUUGGGCUAGUAAUGUGUCGUCGUAUGGUUUGUGACUGUGAAAAUCCAACCGUUGACUUGUUUUGCUGUCCGGAAUGUGACCCACGACUCAGCAGCCAAUGCUUGCACCAAAGUGGAGACAUUGCAUAUAAAAGCGGAGACACCUGGGUGCAGAACUGUCAGCAGUGCAGAUGCUUGCAAGGAGAAGUUGAUUGCUGGCCUCUGCCUUGUCCGGAAGUUGACUGUGAAUUUAGUGUGGUUCCUGAGAGCGAAUGCUGUCCCAGAUGCAUCAAUGACCCCUGCCAAGCUGACAUAAUCCGCAAUGACAUCACCAAGACUUGUGUUGAUGAAACAAAUGUGGUUCGCUUUACAGGCUCUUCUUGGAUUAAACACGGCACAGAGUGCACCCUCUGUCAAUGCAAGAACGGCCAUAUGUGUUGCUCCGUGGAUCCACAGUGUCUUCAGGAGCUGUGAUGUACAAGCCUUAUAGAAGGUUCAUGGGUUAAGAAUGUUUUUUUUCUCACAAAUCAAGACCUGACACCAAAAAAUUUAAUUAGAACUAAAGUAAUAUAUUGUGCAAACCAAUCUCCCUCUUCACGGAGGAUAAAAACAAAAUAUGAAGGCUUUGGGGAACUCCAAAACAUAACUUCUUUUGUUUUUGUUAAACUUGAGGCCAAAUAUAUGUCAGUUGCCGAUGACCUUUUUGUGCAGAAUGCCUACACAGAAUCUGGAACAUACCAUAUUUUUUGAAUAAGGGUAUCAACAAAUAAUAAACAUACUAAUCAAACGGAACUGUACAUGUUUAAGGAUGAAACUAAGCAACUUCGCUUCAGAUUUUAUGAAUGACAUUGAAAACCAUGGAAUAUCCUGAACAUAGAAAUAUAUACACCAAUAUUAAUACUUGUACAUAUGAAAGCAGAACAUAUAAUGUUCCACUGCUCUGUCCACUAGUUCCUAGAACAUGAACUACAGUGGCCAUAUUUGUUUGAUCUUUGUUUUAUAAAAAAAAAAAACAACUACAUAUCACGCUCCAUCACCUGCACAUAUUUUUCUCACUGAUCUUCUUGAAUAUUUUAUUACAUAUUGUAGAAAGUGUUUUUGCUAAAGGAAAAAAAAAGGUUUACAAUAUAUAAAAGUGUUAUGGGCACCUCCUAUUCUUUGGUAAGCAUUAUUAUCAAAAUCAGAUAUUUUAUGUAUUGGCAUGGUAACAAAUGUGUUUUGAAGGGAAAAGCUACAAUCCAUGGUUUAUUUUCUUGCACUUAUUAUUUCUUGAUUGAAUUUGUUUAGUAUAAUCGUGUUAUUGUGCAGAUUUAAAUAAAUGUUUCUCUUACA